This is a messenger RNA of Pangasianodon hypophthalmus (striped catfish), 6978 nucleotides long. RefSeq names its product chloride channel protein 2. Bases 381 to 3071 code for a protein of 896 amino acids. The transcript has 24 exons. The record is from RefSeq and is a predicted model, not a curated record. NCBI's taxonomy places the organism in Eukaryota, Metazoa, Chordata, Actinopteri, Siluriformes, Pangasiidae. Gene Ontology annotation, biological process: transmembrane transport; chloride transport. Gene Ontology annotation, molecular function: voltage-gated chloride channel activity. Gene Ontology annotation, cellular component: membrane.
GUGGUUCACUCGUAUGACACACUUUGUAGUGCGGUAGUAUGCGGUUUUAGACGUAACCUCUGAUUUCCGCCGUGGUCCCGCCUCGGCUCGCGUGAGGAAACGGGACUAUUUGCGGAAUAUAAAAGAUGAACAAACUCUGGCUCGCGUUAUGCAACAGUCGCUCUCCGUAGACUGCGGUCGCGUGACGAGCGCGCCGACUUUAUGGCACAGUUUAGCGCAUAAAUCCUCGGUGUCCGUGCAUGCCCGUGCUCAGCGCGAGCCCCGCCGCUUGUUGUGUUGGGCUUCACUUCGUGUCCUGAGCUCCGGUGUGUGUGUGCGCGUGGCUCAGUCUCUGUCUCUUCUCCUCUUCUGCCGGUCUCCGCGAGCGUCUGCACACAGCCAUGGCCGGAGACGGUACGGAUCAGCGCGCGCUGCAGUACGAGCAAACUUUGAUGUAUGGACGCUACACACAGGACCUGGGUGUGUAUGCGAAAGAAGAGGCAGCGCGUCUAAGGGAGGAGGCGGCAUUCAGACGUCUGGUGACGGAGAGAAGCCGAUCGCUCGAGCUCCUCGAGUAUGACAAGAGCCGCUGUGCCAAGUGCAGGAUCUGUACAGUUCACUGUCAGAAGUUCCUGAUCUCGCGUGUGGGAGAGGAUUGGAUCUUCCUCAUCCUGCUCGGACUCGUCAUGGCCCUCGUCAGCUUCGUCAUGGACUUCUGCAUCGCCAUCUGCCUACAAGCCCAGAAGUGGAUGUACGGAGGUUUGGACAGUAACAUGGUUCUGCAGUACUUGGCGUGGAUCACUUACCCUGUAGUUCUCAUCAGCUUCUCCGCCGGCUUCACACACAUCGUAGCACCGCAGGCUGCCGGUUCUGGUAUCCCUGAGAUGAAGACCAUCCUGAGGGGUGUGGUGUUAAAGGAGUACCUCACCCUCAAAACCUUUGUAGCCAAGGUCAUUGGCCUGACGUGUGCCCUGGGUAGUGGGAUGCCCCUGGGCAAGGAGGGUCCAUUUGUGCACAUAGCGAGUCUGUGUGCAGCGCUGCUUUGCAAGUUCAUGUCACUCUUCGGGGGAAUUUACGAGAAUGAAUCGCGGAACAUAGAAAUGUUGGCCGCUGCGUGUGCUGUUGGUGUUGGUUGCUGCUUUGCGGCCCCCAUCGGAGGUGUGCUCUUCAGCAUUGAGGUCACCUCCACGUUCUUCGCUGUAAGGAACUACUGGCGUGGGUUCUUCGCUGCUACCUUCAGUGCCUUCAUCUUCAGAGUGCUGGCUGUGUGGAACCAAGACGAAGAGACCAUAACUGCUCUCUUCAAGACUCGUUUCCGCCUCGACUUUCCCUUCGACCUUCAGGAACUGCCAGCGUUUGCUGUUAUUGGGAUAGCGAGUGGUUUCGGCGGCGCUCUGUUCGUUUAUCUGAACAGACUCAUCGUCCAGUUCAUUAGGAAGCAGAAGGUGAUCAACAAGUUCCUCAUGAAGAAGCGUCUUCUAUAUCCUGCCCUCGUCACCCUCCUGAUCUCCACGUUGACCUUUCCUCCUGGAUUUGGACAGUUCAUGGCAGGCCAGCUGACCCAGAAGGAGUCUCUGGUGACGUUGCUGGACAACCGCACAUGGGCGAAGCAGGGCAUCGCUGAGGAGUUUGAGUACGACGGUCACGCCGCUGCCUGGAAACACCCACAGGCCAAUGUCUUCGUCACGCUCGUCAUCUUCAUCGUGAUGAAGUUUUGGAUGUCAGCUUUGGCCACCACUAUCCCGGUACCCUGUGGUGCAUUCAUGCCCGUCUUUGUGAUCGGUGCUGCUUUCGGCCGGUUGGUGGGUGAGAGCAUGGCUGCUUGGUUUCCUGAAGGGAUUCACUCAGACGGUGUUGUGUAUUCAAUUGUACCAGGAGGAUACGCUGUAGUGGGUGCGGCAGCCUUAUCCGGAGCCGUAACACACACCGUGUCCACGGCGGUGAUUGUGUUCGAGUUGACGGGACAGAUCAGUCACAUUCUCCCUAUAAUGAUCGCCGUUAUAUUAGCCAACGCCGUGGCUCAGAGCCUCCAGCCGUCGAUUUACGACUCCAUCAUACGCAUCAAAAAGCUACCGUACCUCCCAGAGCUUGGUUGGGGACACCACGAGAAGUAUAACAUUCGUGUGGAGGACAUCAUGGUGAGGGACGUGAGGUUCAUCACGCUGAACUGCACUUACAGAGACCUGCACGACGUCCUGCUCACCGAGAGACUCAAAACACUCGCGCUGGUCGAGUCCUCAGAGUCGAUGAUCUUAUUGGGCUCGAUUGAGCGUGCUCAGUUGCAGGCGCUGCUGUCCAAUCAGCUCGGGCGGCCACGGAGACUCGAGUACCUCCGCCAACGCUCUGAGAACGAGAAGAAACACUCGGACACACACAGCAACGAGGACAGUGUUCACAAGGUCAACCAGGAAGUCCGCUUCCAGAUCUCUACGGAGGAAUCCUCAUUCACUCCUCCUCGCUCCAUCUCACCUAAACCACUGAAACCUGCACUGAAGAGACAAUCAAUGGUGGAGAGAGGCUCAAAGUCACCUACAAGUCAGGACUCGGGCAUCGCCUUAAAGAGUCUCUUCUGCGCCCACCCAGACACUGAGGGGGCAGAGAUCUAUAACCUGGAGAACUCGCUGGCUCCUGAGCACAGGAAGCUCAAGCGUGUGAGGAUAUCGGUGGCGCAGGAAGACAUUGAGGACGACAUGACCAUGAGAGAGAUCGCUGAGUGGGAGGAGCAACAGCUUGACGAGCAGGUCAACUUCAACAACUGUAAGAUUGACCCCGCCCCCUUUCAGCUGGUGGAGCGCACCUCACUGCACAAGACACACACCAUUUUCUCUCUGUUGGGUUUGGACCACGCUUACGUCACCAGCAUCGGACGCCUCAUAGGGGUCGUAUCACUCCGAGAGCUGCGUAAGGCCAUCGAGGGUUCGGUGACGGUGAAGGGGGUGAAGGUGCGCCCCCCGCUGGCCAGCUUCAGGGACAGCGGCACCAGCAGCAGUGACGCUGAAGUGACUGAGCUCCACAAACUGUGGAACCGCCACACCAACAUGACGCUGCCGAGAGACCAGCAGCCCUCCGACUCGGACGAGAAAUCCCAGUGAAAAAACAAAACAAAACAAAGGGAACAGAAAAGACAAGGGAGGAUGGAGGAAAGGAGUUGAAUAAGACUUGUAAUUAUUUUUUGUCUGUUUUUUUCUCUGAAAGCUGAAGAGCUGCACACUUCUGGGUUUCUUCUGGAAAGUUCUGUAUUCGGUUCGCUGGUGGACGCUUGGAAAAGUGGAUUUAAGCUCCUUAUCUUUCACGUCCCUCCUCUUCUGCACUGAUCUCAUUUCCUGGUUUCGAAAAAGGGACGUACUAACGCUACAAAUUUGAACAAUUUCAGACAAAACUAUGUGGUUGCUUUUCUACAGCUUCUGUUCUUCUCUCGUUCUUCCUCUUAUCUUUGAUCUUCCAGUCUUUUUUUUUUUUUUUUUUUUUUUUUACAUAGUCUUCCUUACGUAUGCAUCCUGAUGCUAGUUAGAGAAACAAAGUGAUAUUUAGCGAUAUUUACGCUGUUUUUAAUGAGCGCUUUUAAAUUUCACGCCCACAUAUGCACCUUUUUUCUUUGUUUUCUUCGUUAACUAAAAGAUCAACAGUCUGUUUGUUGUAUAAAUUAUUCUUAAAUGCUGAUUAACAUCCGUAAUUAUCGGUUGUUCGUCUUAUACACUAACCACUCGCUUGAUUUUUAAUUCCGUUCUCAUUAACCGUGAUGCACUUUGCUGUAAAAAAAAAAAAAAAAUGCUCUUUUGAGAGUUGGUUUUGGUGAUUGUUCCAAAAUUCACCAACACUACAAUCAACAAAGUUCAAAUAAGGACUGUUAACUCUAAGGAUAUUCAAUUCCACACUGAUUUAUUUUGUCUGUUUCUAUUUAUUUAUAAAAUUACUUUCUUUUGGAAUCGUUUGAAAAUGCUAAAAAUGUUAGAUGUCCAAGGUGAACUUCUCCAUAAUUUUUUUUUCCUUUUUUUUUUUUUAUCUAAUGAAUUUAACAUUCCAGUCUAUUGUACAUGUCCUGGUUGAACACUGAUGGAGCUAAUAGAACCUUUUGUUGGGUCUGAAGGUUCCAAUUUCCAGAUAUGUUCCUCAAGGAACCUGUCUGUAUCUCAUCGUCUCAUCAGAGCAGAACCUGGUCUUUCAUAUUUUGGGUCAGAUGCUCUUACUUCCUGCUGAAUAUUCCUCUUAUGUAAGAUUUGCAGCAUCUCAUAGGACCUUCUUUUGGGUCUGAAGAAUCUACCUUUGAUUUGUUCAUCAAGGAACUUGUCCAUGUCUCAUCAUCUCAACAGAACAGACCCACAGAACCUGGACUUUCAUAUAUUGGCUCAGAUUCUCUUACUUCCUGCUGAAUAUUCCUUGUUUAUGUUUUCCAGCAUCUCACCUACUUUGAGCUUGUAAUAUCUGAAACAACCAACAUGUUCUUCCACACUUUUGACUUGCUUGCCAGAGCAGAACCUGGACAUUCCAUUCCAGUCAGACACUCCAACAUCAUGCUGAAUAGUUGCCUUAAUAAAUGUUUGUGGUAUCUUUAGGACUUAAGGUUCCAGUAUCCCAAGGAACCUGUACAAGCAGAACCUAGUCAUGCAUAUCCCAUAUCCUGCGUAAUAUCCUCCUUUUGGAGCUGGUGUAAGAUCUCGAGGAUCUCAUGGGACCUUCUAUGCGUUUAGUCUGUAGAUAAAACAACCAAUAUUUUCAAAUGUCCAAUGUGUUCCUUCAGGAACCUACAGCAGAAUCUAGUCGUUCUUAUUCUAGGUCAAACACUCGUAUUGCCUGCUGAAUACUUGACUUAUGAAAUCCUUGUAUAAUCCAGAACUAGUUACAUAAUACGUGGUAUGAAUGAUUAGUUGGUUCUGAUGAUCAAAGAUUCCAAGUUCUCAAUUUGUUUCUCAGAUAACCAGUCUACAUUUUGGUCUCCACAUUAAAAAAGGAACUAUGGUUCCCAGAUCCCUUUUGUUCCUUGAGGAAGUGGUUCACAUUUUUGGGUCAGACAUUCCUACUUGUGCUUGAAGCUCCAGCAUCUUAUAAGCUGGGCUGUAAGUACCUGUGGUUCUCAGAUCCAGUCUAUUUCUUCAUUUGGACUUCACCAUUAAGAGUAGAGCUGUGUGUAGGUCUGAGUAAUUUGUACUACAGUAGCUCCAUGGGGGGUUUGCAUCAAAUACUUUCACAGGUCCGGAAACAGUUUAGUGCCAGGUUUGGAUCAGGAACCGAGCCGUGCUGUACCUUCUGGUGGAAAAUCGUCAAUAAUAGGGACCCAUCAGUGAAAUUUUUUAGACCAAGUACAAGUAUGAAUACGUUUUUGGCACUCAUCAGUACCGAAAUGAGUAACUUACUUAGUAUUAAUCAGUUAGGUAUAUCAUGAAGCAUUUAUUUAGUUCUGUUUAUGUUUCCCUGAUUUACAUAGUGGCCAUGAAAAGCGCAAACGUGUGUGUCUAUGCACAUAUGCUAAUAGACUCUGCCUUUGUAACAGUAGCUAGUUGAUUUUAAAAAGAAGAACAUUAGCUAGCUACAUUAGUUAGCUUGGAUCAUAUAGGGUUGCAUUUCAGGGGUUGCAUUUCAGACCUAGGAUUAGGUCACAUAGUACCACGUGCUAUCAGAUGUUCGUAUCGGAGCAAAUGCGAGCAAAUGAACGUGAGCGAUAUCAGUAUCGUAAUCGAUGCAUCUCUAGUUGUUUAGGUAUCUAAAGCGAUUAAAUCGGCCGGGAUUCUAAUGAACAGUGUCUAACUGCACGCCUUAAUGAACGGCUGAGUUGCACAAUAAUUCAUUUUGCAUGUUGGGGUGUUUGUAAAAUCGAUGACGGCAAAUCUUCGCUAAUAAUUUUUAGUAUUUUGAAAUGUAAAUGUCUUCUAGAGCAAAAAACAGACGGAUGCUCUUCUUUCCUUGUUGUCUUAUUUGUCAUUGUGGAUGUUUUUGUCAUGUUAUGCUGAUUUUAAUUUUGAUGCUUGAUCCUGACAACUGUCCAUCAUUGUCCCUCUGACCAAUACGCUUGGGUGUGGGUGGGUGCAAUGCACGGCUUGCCUUUUUUUUUUAUAGAGUACCUUAUAGCUCUGAUUUAAGAUUUUAUGAUAUUAGGUUUACAGAUUUAAUAUAUUUGCCUCCUAACAUAUCAGUACUGGAAUGAUCGCCUAUUAAUGUAAGAUCUGAUCAAACGUGUUUUUGUUUGUUUGUUUGUUUGUUUGUUUAUGACUCCAGUCCCGACAGGGAAACAUAUUAGCGAUGUGCUAGGUAGCGUUGCCCUGAAAUCUUGAGCGAAUGUUAAGUUUUGUCUGACAAAGUGCCUAAAGCAUCUCAAAUGUGAUUUUUUUUUUUUUUUUUUUUUUUUUUUCAGUGUUGUAGAUUUAUACAAACUGAUACACGCACAUGACAUCGAUUUAUUAUUUUAUUUUUACACUCCUCAUUACUCAUACUUUAUUUUUGGGUAACCAUAGCAACUUAUUGUCAUCCUUUAUCGUCUUAACAACAGGACAUAAAAAAAAAAUCACGAUCAGACUUGUAUUUAUUUCUUGUUGUCUUUUGUGUUUCCAUCUCGCUUGUUUUAAAUAACAAGUGCGUAUUUAUUAACAAUCACCUGAAGAGAAAUCGAUUGAGCAGAGCAAUAGGAAUUCUAUUUUUUGUUGUUGUUAAUGUUAUAAUAUUAUAAUCUUAAAAUUAAUGACUCUGUGCAAUAAUAGCGGUUUGUUUUUAAUAGUGUGUGUUUGUGUGAGUGUGUGUGUGUGUGUGUAACUGUAAUUACGCCUUGACAUGGAUGAGAGAUGUCAUUAUUUUUGUAAAGAACCGAUGCUAUGGUACGCACUGAGACUCUGUUUGUCACUGAUGGAUCAGCUGAUGGAAAAAAGCACAGAGUGUUGAGGGAAUUCUGAAUCGGAAAAACCUCUGGCACUAAAAAUGCGCACACACACACACACACACACACGUGUCCUAUUCUUCAGAGAACAAAAGGAUUGUUUUAUAUCAGGGAUGAAUAAAGAGAAUUUAACAUAA